Messenger RNA from Camarhynchus parvulus, 2391 nucleotides. Its product is annotated as disintegrin and metalloproteinase domain-containing protein 9-like. Lineage: Eukaryota; Metazoa; Chordata; Aves; Passeriformes; Thraupidae. The transcript has 22 exons. The coding region runs from base 1 to 2391 and encodes 796 amino acids. Gene Ontology annotation, biological process: proteolysis. The record is from RefSeq and is a predicted model, not a curated record. Gene Ontology annotation, molecular function: metalloendopeptidase activity. Gene Ontology annotation, cellular component: plasma membrane.
AUGUUAAUGCACAGCUUCUUUUUGUUCAGUUUUGGACUAAUUUUUACUGGAAACCCUUUUUGGAUAAAAGGUGUAUCCUCUGAAUACACAUCCAGACUUUCUACAUUAGAAAUAAUCAUUCCUCGAAGUCUGACAGGCCGAGAGAAACAUCCCCCAUUUUCUCAUGAGGAGCAUUCAGAUGACAAUCUUUCUUUCUCAGUUAAAACCAGAAAUGGAACAUACCUCCUAAAGCUGAAGAAAAAUAAAAAACUUCUCAGUGACAACUUUAAGCUGUACACAUAUGGGGAAAAUGGGAAACUGCAGGCAACACCAUCCAAAAAUGAGACACACUGUUAUUAUCAUGGCACUGUUGAAGGAAUUGCUGACUCCACACUUGCUCUUAGCACAUGUGAUGGCCUUAGGGGAAUUCUCUACAUUGGAGGCAAAUGGUACGGAAUGGAGCCCCUCAACACAUCCAGCACAUUUGAACAUGUGCUUUAUGGACUGGAGGAUGAGCAGGGUAUCCCCUUCCACUGUGGGGUGCUGAAUGGCAGCCUGGAGCAUGAGAUGUUUGUGAAGCAGUCUGUGAAAUACACAUUUUCAUCAAACAGUACCUCCAGCAGGGACAGGCACCUCAGGGAGAAGCGAGCUGUCCUGCCCCAGAAAAGCUAUGUAGAAUUAUUUGUGGUUGUGGAUCACAACAGGUUUUUGCUGAAGAAUUCUGAUCCUGCUGCAGUGCAAAAGGAAACAGUGGAGCUGAUUAAUUAUGUUGAUGGGAUGUAUAGUGCAUUAAACAUCCAGAUUGUUUUGGUUGGAUUAGAGAUUUGGACAGAUGCCAACCACAUAUCUGUGAUGGAUGGUUCAGCUGGGGAUGUGCUGAGUAGAUUUGUUUCUUGGAGACAGAAAGAUCUUCUGAAGCGCUCAAGAAAUGACGUUGCUCACCUCAUAAUAGGGAGAAGCUCUUUCAGUGGAUCCAUUGGAAUGGCUUUUGUGGGCUCUGUGUGCUCACAUGUCCAGGGAGGGUCAAUCAGCACUCUGAAUCAUGACAAAAUGUUACGGCACGCCACAGUAGUGGCACAUGAGCUGGGGCACAAUCUGGGAAUGAAACAUGAUGACAAGAGGUGUCCUGCAUCCUAUAUCAUGCACAGCACAGAUAAUGGAUCCAGGAAUUUCAGCACCUGUAGUGCUGAUGAUUUUGAGGCCUUUAUUCUAAAUGGAGGAGGAAACUGCCUUAGGAAUCCUCCCAAAACAAGUAAUGUGUACAAAGAACCUGUCUGUGGUAAUAAUGUGGUCGAUAAAAAUGAAGAAUGUGACUGUGGCAAACCACAGGAAUGCUCCAACCCCUGCUGUGAUGCUGCCACCUGCAAACUCACACCUGGCUCACAGUGUGCUCAAGGACUGUGCUGCAAAAAUUGCAAGUUUAAAGUGGCAGGAGCAGAGUGCAGAGCAAAACAAGAUGUCUGUGAUCUCCCUGAGUACUGCAAUGGAAGCACUGCCUACUGCCCAGAUGAUGUUUACAUCAUGAAUGGUUACCCAUGCAGCAACAGCAAAGCUUAUUGCUACUAUGGAGUGUGCCAGAGCUUUGAUUCACAGUGUGAAUCUAUCUAUGGCAAAGGGGCACGGAAAGCACCUGAUAUAUGCUUUGAAAAAGCAAAUAUUAAAGGAGAUAGGUUUGGAAACUGUGGGAUGAAAGGUGGAGUGUACAAGAAAUGCCCUGUCCAGCACAGUCUGUGUGGGAAGCUGCAGUGCACCUCUGUCAGUCUCCAGAACCUCCCAGCCUGGAGCGUUGUCAAUAACGCCUCCGGGGUUUUGUGCUGGUCCUCUGACUUUGACCUAGGAUCAGAUAUCCCUGAUCCUGCCCAAGUUCAUGAUGGCACAGCCUGUGGAGAGAACAAGGCCUGUUUAGGUUUUGAAUGUCUUGAUGCAAGAUUUCUGGGCUACAGCUGUGAUGUAAAGCAGAAGUGUAAUAAUAAUGGGGUGUGUAACAACAACGGGAACUGUCACUGCAAUCCGGGAUGGGCCCCUCCUUUCUGUAACCAGUCUGGCUACGGUGGCAGCAUUGACAGUGGUCCAGCUCACAGAGAUACAUCACUUCGGGAUGGGCUGCUGAUUUUCUUCCUCCUGGUGCUGCCUGUAGCCAUCCUCACUGCAGUAGCAGUAUUUAAACGUGAUGCAAUAAGGAGAAAACUUUGCAGGAAAAGCAGAGGACAGCACAGGGAUAGCAAUGGGCAGGAACCAAAGCAAGGCAACAGAGCAAGUCAUGAAACAGGAAACAAUCAGCCUGCUGCAUCAAGUCACAAUAUUUUUACCAUAUUGCAUUUUCCUGGUAAAAGGCAGCCAGUCCAACCCCAGCUUCCUGCAGCUUCCUCAAGACCUCAACGACCCCCAGUCCCACCUAGACCAGUUGUCUGA